CCACUGUCCCGGCUGAGUCUGCGAACGUCACGACGACCUACCGCCAGCAGCCAGCCACACACCACAUUAGUCGGACACGCGCGUACACAUAAAAAUAUAAAAUUAUUAUUGUUAUUAUUACCCAUUGUCGUUCACAUCGAUUGUCGUUGUCAGGUAUUCGAUAAUCGUACAAUACAUAAUAAUAUUAUUCUCGCUGUCAUCACAAGUUUUUCGAUUUUCGACUGUUCGCGAAUCUCGUAUUUCAUGAUUCCGAGUUUUUUUUUUCAAAACGAUUUAUUUCUCAUUUUUCCAUAAAACGAAAAGACCUUGUCGCAAAACUGUAACUGAAACCCUCAUUUGUGUACCACCUUUACCUGUAUCGAUUACUGUUCAAUAAUGAUCGACUACUUGCAGACCAUUUUCAUCGUGGCCGUCGCCAUGGUGUACGUCCAGGCGGAAAAAUCAAAAGUCAUACCACCCUACAUAAAACAAUGCAUACGGAACGACCCAAAGCUCAAUGAAUGUCUCGCAGCGGAAAUCAAUCAUUUAAGACCGUACUUGAAAGAAGGAAUCGAUGAAAUUGAACUGCCGCCCGUGGAACCAUUCAGGAUGGAUUCGUUGAGUUUAGCAAUUACCGGUGGAUCUAAUGGCUACAAGAUAACGUUGAGGGAUAUUGAUUUGUAUGGAGCUAGCAAUUUCUCUAUUCAAAAAGUGUUAUUGCGUCCAAAUGCUCCAUUUGAAGGUAAAGUUAGAAUUCCAAAAAUGACAAUGGACGCGAAAUAUGCCAGUACUGGAGUUUUGUUAGUACUACCGGCUAACGGAAAUGGAUCAUUCCACGCAGAUUUAGGUGAUGUUACCGCUACAGCAAAAGGACUUGUGUCUAGUUAUUAUAAAGAUUCCGAAAAAUAUUACAACUUAGAGUUCUUAGAAGUUGAUUUAGUAAUAAAAAAAGCAUAUAUGGUUGUCAGCAAAGUCAACAACAACAGGAUAAUUGUUGAAGCAACAAACUUAUUUUUGCGUGAAAACGGUCAGGAAGUUUUACAAGUAAUGAUGCCACAACUCCGAACUAAAUUGGCAGCAAUCUUCAAGAGGAUAGUCAAUCAGUUACUGACUCACGUUCCCGCAGAUACCUUCUUUAGUAAUUAAAUUACUUUUACCAUAAAAAGCACAUUUUCAUGUGAAGAGAUGCUUCAUUUUCUCGUAGUUAAGGACUUUUUUUAGACUAAUUUUGUUAAUAAUUAUAUUUGUAUUAUUACUUUUUUUUAAAAUUGAUUUACGUUAAUUGUAAUAUAUUAUGCCGUAAAAAAACUUUUGGGCUCGUUUGCAUCGAAUUUUCCCUGCCAUCAAAAGUAUGAUUUAUUUUUAUUCAUCUUAUAUAGUAUAGUAACUUAAUUUUAAGGUUUUUUUUGUUAGCCAAAAAUUAAAUUUCUACAGCCUAAAUUUAAUAUUAUGAUACUUAUGUGCAUUUUAAGACUUGAUUACAUUAUUUUUGGAUUGCUAUAAAAUAUAUACUA
Rhopalosiphum maidis (corn leaf aphid) is the source of this 1493-nucleotide messenger RNA. RefSeq lists its product as uncharacterized. The record is from RefSeq and is a predicted model, not a curated record. NCBI's taxonomy places the organism in Eukaryota, Metazoa, Arthropoda, Insecta, Hemiptera, Aphididae. The coding region runs from base 376 to 1125 and encodes 249 amino acids. The transcript is spliced from 6 exons.